Messenger RNA from Prorocentrum cordatum, 666 nucleotides. NCBI's taxonomy places the organism in Eukaryota, Dinophyceae, Prorocentrales, Prorocentraceae. The record is from the annotation of a GenBank genome assembly.
AUGGCGGCCUACGAGGAGGCGCUGGCCAGGGCGGUGGACACCCUGCGCAGGUCGAGCAACGUGAUGGUGCUGAGCGGGGCCGGGAUGUCGACCGCGGCGGGCAUCCCCGACUUCCGCUCCCCCGGUGGGCUGUACGGCACGUCCGAGCGGUUGCUGGACCGCUUCACGUACCUGGGGGACCCAGCUGCGGUCGCGCGGCAGAAGCGCGCCCUGGAGGGUGACAUCAAGAGCGCGCUGACGCUUGCCUUGUUCCGGGAGAACCCGCUCCCGUACCACGAGAUGCGCCGUGGGUUCAUCCUGGGCCUUGGCGCGGGGCAGUGGAAGUGCAGCCUCGGGCACGUGUUCCCGGCGAUACUGGCCGCCAACGGUAAGCUGCGCAUGCUCGCCUCCCAGAACAUUCGGGGGCCUCUGAAGGUCAUCUCUGACAAGAGCAAGCUGUAUAACCCACACGGGCUGAUGUCGGCGCUGGUCUCGGAGCCCCUGGAGCACCGGGGAGGUGGGCAUGAAGACAUCACGCUGUGCAUGGACCCUGCAGACCCGCUGUACCAGAAGUACGUCGAGCUGGUGAAGACGUCGAUCAAGGACAUCUACCACGACCGGCCGCUCCGCCAGGGCAGGUCCAGCCACCUCUGGCCGGGCCCAGAGGAGUCGACGCCGAUCACGCUG